CCUGCCUGCCAACUGGACAGUAAAGCGCUCACGCUGCUGUAAAUGGAGACCAGGCGUGAGUUGGAUGUUUUGAUAUUCCCAGAUAAAGUGAGGAUUCUUACUCCGGAAGAAGUGACACAAUGGGAGCUUGCGACAGCGAGCCAGGUUUCAAUGCCCACCGUCAGACUCUUUGUGGCACUUUACCCAUACAACCCUGCUGCAAUGUCCCCCAACUAUGAGAUGGCUGCAGAGGAGCUGCCUUUUGUGCCAGGCCAGUUAAUCAAGGUGUUUGGAGACAUAGACUCUGAUGGUUUCUAUCAGGGUGAGUCCGGUGGUCUCUCCGGUUAUGUGCCAAGUAACAUGGUGGCUGAAGUCCCAGUGGAUGAUGAGUACCUGAAGCAUCUACUCAUGCAGCAGGGAUUCCUACCCAUGGACCACACAGGUAUUUGUUUUAAUCCGGAUAUGAGUGAAGUAGCCACUAUCUCUGAUGAUGUGGUUGUUCGCCGAAUGGUGGCCCUAUUUGACUACGAUCCAUGGGAAAGUUCACCAAACAUUGACAGUGAAGAUGAGCUUGGCUUUCGUUCUGGAGACAUCAUAUACGUGUUAGGUGACAUGGACCAAGAUGGAUUUUACUCUGGGGACCUUCACGGACGACGAGGUUUGGUUCCAUCAAACUACUUGCAGCCUCUACCCUGGAAUUAAUAGAAAAGGUCCCACCAAGAUCUUACAAAUGCCAAGCUUCAAACACAUUGAGAAUUUAUCAGUUUUUGUUAGAGUAAUGCAACUGCUUUUAGAUUGCAAGUCAACAGGGCUCUAUGAUUUGCAAUUUAAAGUUAUUAUUUUUAGUCAUUGGUCAAGAUGUUUAAUGAACAAGUGAAUAGUUCUUGUCUCAACAAUUUCAGAUAAUUGAUUUAUUGGCAAACAAAAAUGAUAAAUCAUUUACUGAAAAAAGAACAGAAAAAUUACAAUAACAUGCAUUUGUAUUAUAUGAAACAAUCAAAACCAAUCUUUAUUCACUUUAUAUUUUGAUCUUCCUACAUUCACUUUGCUUUAACUUUAUGCACUUUCACAAAAUAAGCCAAUGUAUUUACAAAUAAACGUUUAUAUAUGUGUAUAUCUGUAAAUGUAAUUAUCAUUACAUACAGUAUCUGAUGACAAUAUACAUUAUAUAUUAUUUUAGCCUUAACAAUACACCUUUAGUCUCAGUUAAUUUGAAGACCAGAGUGUAUUUAUAUAGUAGCCAUGUUUGCCUUAUUCCCUGUUUUUAUCUUUUCUAUUAUUGGCUUUUCAUUUUUUUCAAAUAGAGUAAUUAGGAGAAAAUUCCUAUUUAUUUUAUCAAUGAACUGUGAAGCAGAAACUAAAAGCUGUCUUGAUUUUGUACAAUGAUCGCACGCUUGAUUUUUAAAAAAUAAAUAAAAUACUUUUCACUACUUUUA
Molecule: messenger RNA, 1415 nt
Organism: Eleginops maclovinus (Patagonian blennie)
Lineage: Eukaryota; Metazoa; Chordata; Actinopteri; Perciformes; Eleginopidae
Product: RIMS-binding protein 2-like
Exons: 5
Coding region: 43-681 (212 amino acids)
Biological process (GO): neuromuscular synaptic transmission
Molecular function (GO): protein binding
Source: RefSeq, a predicted model, not a curated record